GGCUGCUGGACGGCGGGCGCUGCUUCAGCGAUCUCCGCUCUGCUGCUGUACUCGUCACAGAGAAGACAACUUUGGACACAUGCUCACGAGGAAAACGGCGCUGGCUGGGAUCAGUGGCGGACGGUUUGAGUGGAUUAGCACUUGAAGUGGACGGAGGGCGUGAAAAGCUGGGGGGAGAGCGAGCGAGAGACACAGACCGAAAGAAAGAAAGGGAGAGAGAGAGGCAGAGAGACACCAGCACUUCGCUCUCAUGCACCGACUCCUCAACUUGCUCCUUUCUCUCCACCGCACGACUCGAAUUGAGCAAUGAUCGCACUCCGGGACGCCCGUCCCUCCAUUUCAUGAGCUUUACGCGAACGUUGAUUUGUUUAUUUGUAGAAACACACGACCGGGGGACUUAGCUAGGAUUUUAACAAAAGGAAUAACAUGCCGGACCAGAUCACAGUCGCGGAGUUCGUGGCCGAGACGAAUGAAGACUAUAAGUCACCCACUGCCUCCAACUUCACCACGCGAAUGGCGCAUUGUAGGAACACAGUGGCUGCCCUGGAGGAGGCCCUGGAUGUGGACCGCAGUGUACUGUACAAAAUGAAGAAGUCAGUCAAGGCCAUUUACACCUCUGGUCUAGCUCAUGUGGAGAACGAGGAGCAGUACACUCAAGCUCUGGAGAAGUUCGGGGAGAACUGUGUGUACCGGGAUGACCCUGACCUCGGCUCAGCCUUCCUCAAGUUCUCUGUCUUCACCAAGGAGCUCACCGCCCUCUUCAAGAACCUGUUUCAGAACAUGAACAACAUCAUCACAUUCCCUCUGGACAGUCUGCUGAAGGGGGAUCUGAAAGGGGUUAAGGGGGAUCUGAAAAAGCCCUUCGAUAAGGCCUGGAAGGACUACGAAACCAAAGUCACUAAGAUCGAGAAGGAGAAGAAAGAGCAUGCGCGGCAGCACGGGAUGAUCCGGACGGAGAUCAGCGGAGCAGAGAUCGCAGAGGAGAUGGAGAAAGAGAGGCGGUUCUUUCAGCUUCAGAUGUGUGAGUACCUGCUCAAAGUGAAUGAGAUUAAAAUCAAGAAAGGUGUGGACCUGCUGCAGAAUCUCAUCAAGUACUUCCAUGCACAGUGCAAUUUCUUUCAGGAUGGCCUGAAGGCGGUGGAUAACCUCAAACCCUCUAUAGAAAAACUGGCCACAGACUUGCAUACGAUCAAGCAGGCUCAGGACGAGGAGCGCAGGCAGCUCACACAGUUACGAGAUGUGCUGAAGACAGCGCUUCAGGUGGAGCAGAAGGAGUCUAGGAGAGAUUCGCAGGUGCGACAAAGCGCCACCUACAGUCUACAUCAGCCCCAGGGGAACAAAGAACACGGGACAGAGCGUAGUGGAAACCUCUACAAGAAGAGUGAUGGUCUACGGAAAGUAUGGCAGAAGAGGAAGUGCACAGUAAAGAACGGCUACCUGACCAUCUCCCAUGGGACGGCAAAUAGACCACCAGCCAAGCUCAAUCUCCUGACCUGUCAGGUGAAGCACAACCCAGAAGAGAAGAAAAGUUUCGACCUCAUCUCACAUGACAGAACAUAUCACUUCCAGGCCGAGGACGAGCCAGAAUGUCAAAUCUGGAUCUCGGUGCUGCAGAACAGUAAAGAGGAAGCGCUCAACAACGCCUUUAAGGGUGACCAGCACGUAGGUGAGAACAACAUUGUCCAGGAGCUGACCAAGGCCAUCCUGGGCGAGGUCAAACGCAUGACUGGCAACGACGUCUGCUGUGACUGCGGCGCGCCCGGACCCACAUGGCUCUCCACCAACCUGGGGAUCCUAACCUGUAUAGAAUGUUCUGGAAUCCACCGCGAGCUGGGCGUUCACUACUCCAGAAUCCAGUCUCUCACGCUGGACGUCCUCAGCACAUCAGAACUGCUGCUCGCCAAGAAUGUGGGGAAUGCUGGCUUUAAUGAGAUCAUGGAGGCCUGCCUGAGUGCGGAAGAUGUGGUCAAACCAAAUCCAACCAGCGACAUGCAGGCCAGAAAAGACUUCAUCAUGGCCAAAUAUACAGAGAAGCGCUUUGCCCGGAAGAAGUGUCCUGAUGCAGCUUCCAAGCUGCACACGCUCUGUGAUGCAGUGAAGGCCCGUGACAUCUUCUCCCUCAUCCAGGUCUACGCUGAGGGAGUGGACCUGAUGGAGCCCAUUCCCCUGGCCAAUGGGCAUGAACAAGGAGAGACGGCUCUGCACCUGGCUGUGAGGCUGGUGGACAGAACCUCCCUCCACAUCGUGGACUUCCUCACUCAGAACAGUGUGAAUCUGGAUAGGCAGACGGUGAAGGGCAGCACCGCGCUACAUUACUGCUGCCUCACAGACAACAGCGAGUGCCUCAAGCUGCUCCUCCGAGGCAAGGCUUCCAUAGACAUCGCUAACGAGGCAGGAGAGACCCCGCUGGACAUUGCCAGGAGACUCAAACAUCUGCAGUGUGAGGAGCUGCUGAACCAGGCGCUGGCUGGCAAGUUUAAUGCACACGUGCAUGUGGAAUAUGAAUGGCGGCUACAGCAUGAAGAUCUGGAUGAAAGUGAUGAAGAUUUGGACGAGAAGCCCAGUCCCCUCCGGCGAGACGAACGGCCUGUCAGCUGUUACACCCCCGGCACUUCAGUGCUGCAGCCCAGCCCGGCUGGCCUGACCAAGGACAAGCGAUGCUACGUACCCAACCUGGUCAAUAACGAGACGUAUGGGACCAUCUUGAACACCAGCCCCCCCACUGGGGUUCCACUGUCUUCCUCUGCCCCUCCACUGCCCCCAAGAAAUAUAGCUCAGUUGGCUGGUCUCAGUGGAGGGGUUCAGGGCUCCUCAGGAUGGAAGCCAGGCCCUAUAGACCUGGCAGGCAGACAGAGGUCCUCCUCCGAUCCCCCCAACAUGCACCCUCCUGUUCCACCCAUGCGGGUCACUUCCACCUCCUUCAUAGCGCCGGGCGGCCCCCCUCCUCCUGUGGCUAAGACGGCCAGUGUGAUGGAGGCCAUGAACAUGCAGUCCAAACCAGGACAGGUGCCUCCAGGCCAGAACAUCAACAGGAGUACAACAACAAGCUCGGACAAAAGCUACAGCAAAGGCCCUCUGGCGCGCUCGGACUCCAUAGAGAGACCAGGUAGAUGUCAAAGAAACAACUUGAACUCAAAGGAAGUUCCUGGAUGCCCUCAAAACACGACUGGUCAGUCUCUGCCUCCAGGCCACAUUUCCAGGAAAGGGUACCCAAAGCAGAGGCCGAAGCGGGUGAAGGCCAUCUACAACUGCGUGGCCGAUAACCCAGACGAGCUGACGUUCACAGAGGGUGAGGUGAUAGUGGUGGAUGGAGAGGAAGACCAGGAGUGGUGGCUUGGCCAUAUAGAGGGAGAACCAAUGAGGAGGGGCGCCUUCCCCGUUACGUUUGUACACUUUAUGGUGGAUUGACGGCAACGCUUACCCAGGCUGACCGGAUCACCUCCCACAUCUACAUGCUUGGGCUUAUUGAUUGUCCUCAUCAUCGUCAUCAUCAUCAUCAUCACCAUCAUAAAGCUUGUGCCUACACGACUCUUCCUGGACCUGCAGCUUUCACCAGCCAGCCCUGGGACGUCUUGUUGGAUCAACUCGUGCAAACUGCUUUUGAUGCUUCUCAUUCCUGAAUGUCUUUAUAACUAGUAGUAUCAGUCCUUGAAGACUGUGGAAGCCUUUUUGACCCUUUUUUCUUUUGUUGACCAGAAAAAAAAUGAUUGUAGUCAGUGGUUUUGACACAGCUAAUGCACUUUUGACUGCAUCUCUCCUGCACAGUGCAAGAGAGGACAACAUUGGUGGAGAUGAAGGCUCUGUUCAGAAAAAGUGCAUCGUUCAUAUCUUUAGAGCUUCUAGAUGCAGUGGAACAGAAGAAGGCUGUUUUAUUAUAGUGCCAUUUGUACCUAUCUGCAUAUCAGCAAAUCCAGUCCUGUUAAUUUGCAUUCCAUGUGUGGCAUGAACGGAGAAGAAAUGGAUGUGGCUUGACUUUGAAAGACCGUUUGGUGCUAACCCAGGAGGAUAGCCCUGGCGCUGCCUCCCCUAGGGGGCGCUCCACUGUCCCCAUUUCUACACUCAGUGGCCCAUUUUGGAACAUAUAAAUAGAACUUCCUCUCUUCACACCUGGGAGAGCCUUGGCCCUGCAUUACAUGCCUGUAUGUGUGAGAGAAAGGGGCAAGAAGAGAAACUGUAUUUGUGUGAGGAAGAAAGGGGCAGACAGAAGAAUGUUUGUGCGUAUAUAUCAUAAUCGUCAUAUCAAAAACUCAAUUUUUCAAUUUUGUGCACCAUUUGAAAGAGCUGGCUGUUCUUUACGUUGUCCAAACAUAUUCCAAAAUUACUUGGAGUUAUAGUCGUUCCAUGAACGUAAAUUAAAAGUUAAGAACAUUUUCACCUUCUUCUAUAAAGUUAUCAUUUCAAAGAUAUGAGGUUUUGUUAUGACGGUGUGUGUGAGAAUGUGAUGUCAUCAAAUAUCAGAUCUGCUGCUUAAUCCACAGGGGAGUAAUGGCUGUGACGAUAUGGAAUUAUUCAAAACACAACAUGAAAAAUGAAGGAGUCUUGCAAGAGCCUUGGCUUUAAGAGUAAGUAGUUUGUACGACUGGUCACUGCAAUGCCCCCGACCUACUGUUUUCCUGUUUAUGCUCAGUCUGGACUCACUAGGCAUCCUGCUUUUUCCUCCAGGUUUUCACUGUUCAUGGCAAGAGAACAGAUAGUGGUUUCCCCUUAUGGAGUCAUAAUGUGUAUUGGAAAUGGCAAAUACACUGGACUAAACCAUUUAUUCUGGCAUUCAGUUCAUUCCUUUUGACAUAAUAGCGUCAGCUAGCAUGAUCUUAAUAUGUCCGGUAGCCAUACUAAACCCAGCAGCUUUCCAUGAAUUUUUUAAGGCUUAUUUUUAGAGUAAUGUUCAUGUCUGCCCAAGUUUUAGGUUGUAUAGGACAGGACCAACACCCCUCUCUCUUGAUUUCUCUGUAACCAUUUGAAGGCAAAGCCAAAACCAUUCCUCAUAGCCAGUAACAGUGCAACACACACCUUGCUCAUAAGUGGAUAAUGCAGAUGUAAUAUUGUACAGGAAUAUGUUUUAUGUGAUGGACUUCUUGGUUUGGUUGCAGAGCAACUCUAUAGAAUGUGUUAUAUAAUGUUUAAUUAAAAAAAAAAAAAGUCUAGUCUCUGUUGAGCUUGAUUCACAGUGACCUGUAACUUUAGCAGCAAGAGGAAACUUGUAAUUACCUUCUAGAAUAUUCCUCUGCCUUUUAACUCACUGGAAAUAAAUAGGAACUGUUUAUCUGGACCUGUAAAUAACUGAAGACUUUAUAUGUGUAUAUUUAAUUGUAAACAGAAAACUGAACUGAUAAAACAUCUGCUUCAUUGUCAUGUAUCAACCCAGGUUAGGUGUUUAUGUGUAGAGCUCCAGAAGACACCUCUAACCAAGGAAAACAAUCCACCUUGAUUCCCUCUUAUUUACUGUGUCAUUCUGUUGACUCUAAUACUGUACAAAUAAAUGGAAAAACUGGAAGUAAA
This is a messenger RNA of Colossoma macropomum (tambaqui), 5499 nucleotides long. RefSeq names its product ArfGAP with SH3 domain, ankyrin repeat and PH domain 2a (gene asap2a). Gene Ontology annotation, cellular component: cytoplasm. Gene Ontology annotation, biological process: positive regulation of GTPase activity. Lineage: Eukaryota; Metazoa; Chordata; Actinopteri; Characiformes; Serrasalmidae. Gene Ontology annotation, molecular function: GTPase activator activity; protein binding. The coding region runs from base 427 to 3408 and encodes 993 amino acids. The transcript is spliced from 29 exons. The record is from RefSeq and is a predicted model, not a curated record.